Vigna angularis (adzuki bean) is the source of this 1500-nucleotide messenger RNA. RefSeq lists its product as uncharacterized. Lineage: Eukaryota; Viridiplantae; Streptophyta; Magnoliopsida; Fabales; Fabaceae. Gene Ontology annotation, molecular function: nucleic acid binding; zinc ion binding. The coding region runs from base 1 to 1500 and encodes 499 amino acids. The transcript has 3 exons. The record is from RefSeq and is a predicted model, not a curated record.
AUGGAGCGGAUCUACAAUGCCAAGAGGUGUCCGGACGACAAUCGAUUGGCAUAUACGGAGUAUCUACUGACUGGAGAGGCCAGUCAUUGGUGGACGAGCAUGAAGAUGAUCUUGACGGACGCUCAAAGUCCCAUAUCGUGGGAAGUCUUUAGGAGCAAGUUUUAUGAGGAGUACUUCCCAGAUAGCGUGCGUUUCACCAAGGAAGUGAAAUUUCUUCAACUGGUGCAAGGCGGAAUGUCCGUUUCUGAAUACACAAAUAAGUUCAAGCAUUUGGUUCGUUUCAAUACCAUGGCGACUAACGAAGAGUGGAAGUCUCGGAAAUUUGAGAAUAGGCUGAAGAAUGAUUUGAAGUUGCUGAUAUCCAGCCUAUGCAUUAGUUCGUUUCCUGCAAUGGCUGAGAGGGCCAAAGUGUUGGAGAAGAAUGUGGCCGAAGUGGAACAGCAGAAGAAGCAGCAACAAGCAGCUAGGGGACCGAUUUUGUCUAGACCUAAUUUGAAUUUGAACUGGACGCCCUACUCUCGUCCAGCAUUUCCUUCAAACGCUAAUGGAUCGCACAAUCAAUCAGUGGUUGUUGUCGGACAGUCUGGACAGCAUGGGUCCGUCAAAUGUUUUCAGUGUGGGGGACCUCACUACAAGUCAUCAUGCCCUCAGUUGGUAGGAGGGAAACAUUGCAAUCGCUGUAGAAGAAAUGGUCACUUGGAGAGCGAGUGUAAUAUGGGAGGACGAGCGGUAAUGAGGCCGCCAAACACUGGCAGAAUUCAACAUGGAAGGGGUGGACGAGCGCAGGCAGUGGGGCGAGUAUACGCAAUAACAGGCGCUGAGGCAGCAAGCUCAGAUUGUGGUGAGAAGAGGUUAGUUUUUCCUGAUGAAGAAGAAGAAGAGUUAUCUGUGACGCUCGGUCAACUGAAGGAAGACAUCAUGGAAGGCGCCAGCUGCUUUCUAAUAAUGACGCACGAAGAUAAGGAGUUUGGAGAAUUAAGACAUGAACGAUCGUCCAGUAGCGAGCUCAAUGAAGGACGAUCGGUUGUGGAUGAAUUUCCGGACGUCUUUCCGGAUGAAAUACCUGGACUUCCUCCCCCUCGCGAGGCCGAGCGCAUCACCUUGGGAGCGCCUGUUCUCUUGGUGAAGAAGAAGGAUGGCAGCUCCCGGCUAUGCAUUGAUUACCGGCAACUAAACAAGCUGACCAUCAAGAACAAGUAUCCCCUGCCUCGGAUUGACGACCUACUGGACCAGCUACAUGAAGCAACCAUAUUCUCGAAGAUUGACUUGCAAUCGGGGUAUCAUCAAAUUCGAGUUAAGGAAGGGGACAUCCAAAAGACUGCUUUUAGGUCACGUUGCGGACACUACGAAUACGUAGUGAUGCCGUUCGGCGUCACUAACGCACCAACAAUCUUCAUGGAUUACAUGAAUCGCAUUUUCAGGCCAUAUCUGGACAAGUUCGUGGUUGUUUUCAUUGAUGACAUCCUCAUCUACUCCAAGAGCUGUGAAGAGCAUGAAUAA